AUGUCCCGACCUUCCGGCACCUCCCCACCGACGCUCGUAGGCUCCACUCCAAAGCCAGCUCUGGUUGCUGCGGGGUCGGCUUCCGUGCAACCUAGCAGUGGUGUUCACAACAGGAUCGACGUCUUCUCCCUUUCCCUCGACGAAUGGUGUAGUAUGCUAACUUUCUUUCCAUAUGCACCUAAUGAAGAUCGAAUGCAUGGGGACUUGAGUGAAGAAAGUGACCAUGCAGUGGAAGAGAAUGUUAGUUUAGAGAAUGAAAAUGGAAGUGUUGAAAGCACAAAUGAUGAUGAUAAUGAUCAGUACAAUGAUAAUGUGAAUUUUAACAGUGAGUGGUGCAGGGAAAAUAAUUGUUUGGAAGGUGCCCUAAACAUAUAUAUGGCCAAGGAUUCAGCUGAGGAGAAUUUAAUUGACAGUGAGGAUGAAUAUAGGAAAAGUGAAGAUGGAUCGAAUAUAGAAAAUGAUGCAAAGGAGCUAUUUCCUUAUUUUAAUUGUGUACAACAAUAUGAUCCCAAUUUUGAGUUGGGAAUGAUGUUUAGCAACAAGAAGGAAUUAAGAGAUGCAAUACACUCACAUGCUAUUAAAAAUAGAAGAAGUGUUAACAUUACCAAAAAUGACAAGAUCAGAGUAUAUGCUAAGUGUGCAGAUGAGGAGUGUAAGUGGAAGCUUCAUGCUUUGAAGCUUAGUGGAGAAUACACUUUUCAAAUCAGGAAGUAUGUGCCUGAACACACAUGUGUGAUGAAUUUGUAUGUGAAAAAUCUGAAAUCUACUUGGUUGUCUAAAAAGUAUAUGAGCAAGAUCAGAUCAGACCCGAAAAGAAAUGUGAAAGGCUUUAGAACUGAUAUUAUGGAAGAUGUUAGAUGCAGCGUUUCAAAGUCUCAAAUUUAUAGGGCAAAAGCAAAAGCAACUCAAUUAAUUGAAGGACAAGCUUAUGAGCAAUAUGCACUGAUUUGGGAUUUCGCAAAUGAGGUGAAGAGAUCGAACCCUGGGAGCACUAUUGUGAUUGGCACUAAUGAUGUAACUGACGAAAAUAGGCAUUUUAUUGGGGUCGAUGGGUGUCAUUUGAAGGGGCCACAUGGAGGGGUGUUACUAUCAGCGGUCGGAAUUGAUCCAAACAAUAGUAACUUCCCAAUUGCUAUUGCCAUUGUGAAUAAUGAGUCAUGUGAGACAUGGGGGUGGUUUUUGAGUUUGUUGAAAUUAGAUUUGAAUAUUGAAAAGGAUUAUGAAUGGGCAUUCAUGUCUGACAAGCAAAAAGGAUUGAUCCAAGCAUUCAAUGAAGUAUUCCCAAGGGCUAACCACAGGUUUUGUCUUAGGCACUUGCAUGGGAAUUUUAAAACGGCUGGGUUUAGAGGUGAAGCAUUUAAAAAUGCAUUGUGGAAAUGUGGCACAGCUACAACAGUGAAUGAAUUCAGGAAAAAAAUGGCAGAAAUGAGGGAUAUCGAUUCAAGCGUUGCUGAUUGGUUCAAUGACAAGCCCCCAAUGCAUUGGAGUAGAUCACAUUUCACAACCAACUCUAUAUGUGACUUUUUAUUGAAUAAUUGUUGUGAAUCUUUUAAUAGCAGUAUUUUGGAUGCAAGGGAGAAGGUUAUAUUGUCAAUGCUUGAAUGGCUUGUUGAAUACUUCAUGAUGAGAAUGCAAGUUAACAGGGAUAGGGUCGAAGAAAAGUGGGAAGGAUUGUUUUGUCCUCGAAUAAGAAAACUAAUCGAGAAGAAUUUGACAAAGACCGGGGAUUGCAUACCAAUUAAAGCAGAUAACUUUCAUUACCAAGUUUCAUGCUAUGAUGGCAGUAAGUAUAGUGUAGACCUAAAAGAGUGGACAUGUGGUUGUAGGAAAUGGGAUUUGAGUGGAAUUCCAUGCAACCAUGCUUUAUCUGCUAUUUUAGCUCAACGAUUGGAUUAUUUCGAUUACGUGCAUAAAUGCUAUAGUUUAGCCACAUACAAACAAGUCUAUUCUCCUAUAGUUAUGCCACUAAAUGGUAGGAGUGAAUGGCAACCAACAGGAGUUAUUCCAGUACUUCCACCAAACUUUGGGAGACUUGUGGGAAGGCCCAAAUGA
Messenger RNA from Zingiber officinale, 2052 nucleotides. RefSeq lists its product as uncharacterized. The coding region runs from base 1 to 2052 and encodes 683 amino acids. The record is from RefSeq and is a predicted model, not a curated record. The transcript is spliced from 3 exons. Gene Ontology annotation, biological process: DNA transposition. Gene Ontology annotation, molecular function: transposase activity; zinc ion binding; DNA binding. NCBI's taxonomy places the organism in Eukaryota, Viridiplantae, Streptophyta, Magnoliopsida, Zingiberales, Zingiberaceae.